AUGGCUGGAGGGUUAGAAGUGAAAGUUUACUACGAGGUAUGGGUAUGGAACUAUGAAAUCAAGAAUCAAGUCAGCCUAUCGUCGGCUUCUAAAAGAUCAUCUUACUGGUGGGUAAAUGGCCCUUCCAUAGUGUCUGAUGAAAAUGGUAGUAGUAAAAAGGGGUUGAUGAAAUACGACAAGAUGAAGGAAAGGUUGCCUCUUUAUGACUGA
Messenger RNA from Botrytis byssoidea, 210 nucleotides. RefSeq lists its product as uncharacterized. The record is from RefSeq and is a predicted model, not a curated record. Bases 1 to 210 code for a protein of 69 amino acids. The transcript has 3 exons. Lineage: Eukaryota; Fungi; Ascomycota; Leotiomycetes; Helotiales; Sclerotiniaceae.